Messenger RNA from Cylicostephanus goldi, 282 nucleotides. The record is from the annotation of a GenBank genome assembly. NCBI's taxonomy places the organism in Eukaryota, Metazoa, Nematoda, Chromadorea, Rhabditida, Strongylidae.
AUGGGGCAGAUGUUCACUUUAAUUCUGCUGAAUGUGUUCUUCCUUGGUGAAUCCGCUAUUUUGCCACGAACAAAGCGAAGCUCAUAUGGACGGCCAUCGUACAUAAAGCCUCCAACGCCUUACGUUCCGCCACCACAACCGUACGUGCCACCUGCUCCGCCACCACAGCCAUAUGUACCACCGGCUCCGCCACCACAACCUUACGUACCGCCAUCCCCUCCACCGCAGCCGUACGUACCACCUCCUCCUCCACCAAAGCCAUAUGUACCACCUCCUCCACCA